Cladocopium goreaui is the source of this 625-nucleotide messenger RNA. The record is from the annotation of a GenBank genome assembly. Lineage: Eukaryota; Dinophyceae; Suessiales; Symbiodiniaceae.
UUAGGUGCUUCAGAGACGAUUGUGCUGCCUACGAUGGCACACCCUUUCCCGAACGUGUGAGAGAGACUUACGGCGGCAUCUUCAUGGUGAGUUAUAUCUUGAUGAUCAUGACUGUCUCUGUGGGCGUCUUCAAUCUGAUCAUGGCCAUCUUCAUCGACAAUGUCACUGGAUCUCAGUUGCAACGUCGCAAUCGCGAACUGGCGGACUCCUCGGAAAAGGUGAGGGUCAUGAUCAAAGAGCACGUGGCGAGGUUCUUGGGCAAAGACGUUCGGUCUCGGCGGACCUUUGUCACAGGCGAUUUGGAUGUGCAACACAGCAUCUUGGACGAGCAGCUCUUGAAAGACGAGGUGGUGAUCCAUCGCGAGUCCUUUCAACGCUGGUUGCAGGAUCCUGAGUUCACGGAAGCGCUGGAAGAUGCGUACAUCGACGUGUCAAACAAAGCUCAUCUGUUUGACAUCAUGGAUGCAGAUAUGGGCGGACAUUUGUCUUUAGAUGAGUUAGUCGAGGGACUGAUGGCCCUGCGAGGAAGCGUCAAUAAAGGUGACAUCAUCAACAUGAGCCUGAAUCCUGGGACGAGACAAUGCACGAAAUGGUGAAUGAAUCGGGUUCAGUCCUGAAGCUAGGG